AAACAGUUUUGGUGUGGCGUGCGCCAAGUACGGACGUGGUAUGCACGAAGCUUAGGCAAAUAUUAUAUUGUGUGGGCACAAACACUGAGAAGUGAAAUUGUUGGAGGAGAAACUAGUUGGUGUCUUAAGAGUAAUGAAGCUCAUCUGUGUGUGCGUACCUUUCCCCGCCGUAGGCAACUUCAAUCGUGUGCGUGAGAUUUGUAACCUAAAUCGACUGUUUAGAUUGGUCUGUAUAUUUCGCAGACUUGUAGAACUCGUUUCUUCACAUUAAACCUGUUCCUAAUACGUCAUCUAGUUUAUUCGUAUAACGUUUUGGAGCUAUGCCAGUCAGUUAUAUGAACCAUUCAAUACAACAGUAGCAUUCGUCUUGGAAAUCUACGUUUUGUCUAUUUAUGUUUAAUUCCGUCCAUCUGUGUGUUAGAAGAUUACAUAUUUUCGCCAAUUUUAAUGGUUAAAGAUAAAUGCUGUCACCUGUCAUGUUUGUAAGAUAAACGUGAUAAAGAAACUACUGUAUUUUGCAGAGUAGGAGUGUUCAUUCUCUCUGUGAACGUGAGAAGAUGAAGGGCUUGUACGUGGAGUGAUUCAUCCGGCUUUCGUAACAGAGUAUGUACGUGUGUGUGUGUGCUUUCGGAACUGGGAUUAUUGUGUUUAAAAUGAAGGCUUAUCAUGUAGCGGCGUUCAACCAAAUAUAGUGUUGUCAUAUGUGUUAUCUAAACUCCGUAUAGAAUAGCGUUGCCCACCUGUAUUGUUGGCCGUUUUUAAGUAGGACUCGAGUGUGUUAUAUUUCAUUAAAGGAAUUGAUAUUUUAGUAUGGGAUAUCUGGAUUUUGUUUUCCCACAUAAACAGAAGGGUGUUAGUAAGUGGACAGUGUAAUUACUUAAUAAAAUAUCACCUAGUAGUGAUUCAGACAUGAAAAGAACCGCGUGGUCAGAAGGUUAAGUUGCGUUGGAGCCAGUAACACUCGCUCAGAGACGAAAUGCGAAAGUGGGUCACGGUGAGUAUGAUGUUGACCACGGAUGUCACAGACAGUAUGGGACGCGGUAAUGUGUUGCUUCGCCAUCGCUGAGGAGCAGGGACUGCUGCUGUUUCUUCAAGGUUAUAUAUUGAAACUCGCGGCAUUAUCUUAGCGGUACUGAGGAAGGAAAUACAAACAGAACUGCAGGCAACAAAAUAUUAAUACAGUACGUGCAGAAGUUGCAGGCAAAGCGUGUGUCGUGUGUGUGGUUAUGUGCAGACGAUACGGUUCAGAGGGUAUGUUAAUGCAGUUCAGAAACGAUUUUCAAAAUCGAAUUGGAAUUACGGAACUAUAACGAAUAUUAAGACGCGUCAACACCCGAACUCUAAAAAUCAGGUUAUGUGUCUUCACAGUGUGCAUCCUGUUAAGGUUAGCCAUCAACGUAGCAAAUUAUUUGAUGAUCAAUCAAUAUUACUCAGAUUGGAUUUUAUUUUACCUGCUACAUGUUUCAGUCCUCAUGGGAUUGUGUGUCUUUUGUAUGACUUAAUGUUACGUGAAAAUACAUAAAUCCAUUCAGUGGCGUAUGACUGACAUGUGUUCACUAAUAUAUUGUGGCCAGAAAUAUAUUUACUAACACAAACGAGGAAUGAUAAGCCUGUAUUCAAAGUUAGUUCGUUGUGAGAUAAAUGUUUAAUAUAAAAUAUCAGAUAUUAAUUAACUAAGACUUGUUAUGUCGUAAACUCUGAGUUGACUGCUGUGCACAGUAGCCCAUACUAAGAACACUUCAGCCCUGAAGACAAUGAGUGUACUUGCUUUCUGGCCGACUGCCGACUCUUUCUAACUGAUGUAUCUUAACUUUCUUGGCCUCUCGCUGGAUGUAGAACAUCAUCUGCUACGUUAACAGCGUGUUUCUUCUGCGUGUGUUCCUCCACAUGUGUGUGUGGACAGCAUCUGGUUACACUUGGCGCCCAAGCGCUCUGUAGAUCUCGGGUAAGAAUAGAUUGUGACAAGGAGGAAGGCCCGCAUGAAGCCCACCUUGGCGAAGGCACAAGGAUUUGGACGGUGCAGUUCGAACUUGAGAUGAGCCCAACUGCUUCUUGAACGGAAACGAACUUCUACUGCUUGGGAUACAACUAACUGGGAACUGCACUCAAGGAUCACCACAAUGUAUUUGAUGCAGACGGUGAGCGCAACACAGCGGGCUCGACCUCUGGAACCCCUGGAACAAAGUGCCGUCAUGGAGACAACCCCCACGCUACAAGUGCGAACGAAUAGCGGCGAGGACUUGAGUGACGGCUGUAGGUCGCCAGUUGCUCCAGGACCUGCCACUGUUCGCAACAGAGAGAAGGAAGCUGCGGAAAAGAAGAAGAAGAAGUGGUCACUGGGAGGUUUGUUUCGGAGACGUAAGAAGGAUAUCAGUUCAGAAAGUAGUUCGCAGGAUGAGGAAGAGGAACAAGUACCACGGAAGGGUUUUCUUGCCCGCCGUCGUUCUCGUAGAGAAAAGAGGAAAUCUCGAAUUAACAGAACAGUUGGCACUUUUGAUCACAUUGUUGUGAACCCUUUGACUCAGAACCUAAAGUCGCCUGUUCGUACUGAAGGUGGCAGUGCGAUACACGACGUGAAUGGAUGUGUUGGGGAUACUAAUGCCAAUACGUUGCUGAGGGUGAAUGAGUGUCAGCAUCACGAUGAUGGGCGGAGAAGCCGAAGUAGAGAGCCUCUACAAGGUGGCAGUAUUGAUAGGUUGUCUUCACGCUCAAGUCGCGAUUCGUACCAGCACCACCUCCGGCAAGACUCCAGCCUGUCCCGUAACAGCAGUGGUGGAUCGGGUUCUUUUGAACAGGGCUGUGGUUUUCGACGGGGAAGACGUGACGCUGUUAAAGCGAGAGCCGAAGCACUUCGGGAUCGUCAGAGAGCAGAGUCGAGUUCUGGGGAUGACGAGUUUUCCACAAGUUCGGCUUUGUCGCGGUUUAAGAGUGAUGACGCUUUGUCUGUAUCCCAUCAAAGGGACGGAUCUUUGAACAGGAGAUCCCGAGUAGCAAGAACUGAACGUUAUAUUAAACGCUUAUCACGGGACGAAGACGGUCUCAUGAAAAGUGAUGUUAGAGAAAAUGAAUUCCAAAGACAGCAGAGACUUUGUAAAUCUGACGCAGAAGGAAAUCUUAGAUCUUCUAUCAACAGAAACAGAGGUAUUUCCAGCGGUACCAGAUGGGCAGCUGUUACUGCUGCUUAUCAAGAAUCUUGUGAUCUUGAGCAUCCCAAGUUGCUUAUGAGGGCAUCUUCGGCUACGCCAAGUCCAGGACAUAGUCCACUAGUUAGACCGAAAAAUAUUUUGCAUUACACGAAGUCUGCCCCUCCUUGCCCUCAGGUAGGAUAUAGUGCAUCAACAUCAACGUUUCCUCCCCCUCAUAGUAUUCAUUACGCCACACCAGUUACUACCAAUAGCUUGGAUCGAAAGACUGCACAGCACUGCGUACGUGCUCUCGGGGCUUCACCUUUAUUACCAUCGAAUACAAGCUCAGAGUCUCUUCUGACUGUAGAAAUACCUCGUGCCCGCAUUAGUGACUACAGGCAAAUCAAGCCAAACUUCGAAUACGGAAUGGGUGGGAGAAGUGACAGAGAAUAUAUCGAACUCCAAAACCCAGGACAGCGAAGCUUGUCGUAUGAUAGCUACAUUAAUCGUGUUAUGCCCAAGUAUGGUUCAGGCCCUGGUGGUCCUUGCCCUACACGCGAGUCAAAGGAAGUGGUGAUGCAGUUCCCAGGUUCGAGACUACAACCGUCGCGGAGUUUGGAGUGUAGAAGUGGCAGUUCUGGGUUUGUAGCUGUGAAGCAUGGUCCCCCGCCCCCACCCCCGCGUGACCCUCAGCGCCGGUUACUGUGUCCUCCGUCUUGUCAGCAGGACCAAUCGAGACCUACGUCAUUUGCAUGUGAUGGCAAUAACCAUAACCGUUUCCAACUGCAGCAAGAGUACCAGCAACAGACUGAUCUCAACACUGCUGGCGUGUCACCAUUCGCCAUUCCACACAUGGUUCACAAAGCCUGCGGUGAUUCAACCGGUUGUGAUACGCCUUGGACUCCGAACUGCCAGAGACGUUGUAGCUCGGACAACCAGCUAGCCACACUUCAUUUCGGCCAUCAGCCUCAUAUUUUGCGUACUCAUGCAUAUAAUCCCAUCGGUCGUCCUCUGCAGUCAUCAGGCACUCCUGAAUCAGUUAUCCCUGUAUCGUAUCAACAGCAAUACAGUGCAAAUGGGAAUAAGUUCGUUUUAAGAACUACACCUCCUGAUACCUAUAGUUCCUCCCCUAAGCAGUCUGUAGCUAUGGGGCAACAACAACAACAGUUUCAGUAUUUCGCUGAUCAACACCCUAGAAGCAGAAGGCCAAUCCACAUACAGUUUAAUAGUGCUGUUUCUGGUAGUGAUCAGCCGUAUUUGAGUGAUUCACAAGUUGUGUUAAUGAAACCACCUCAUCAGCAUCAAGAUAAGCGUCACCCUAUGCAACACGCCACGGAGUUCUGGCGCCAGAAAGAUCAGGAAGGUGUAAUAAAGCAAAGAAAAUCAUUGGUCAUUUCACCAAGAUUGCCUCUUCAUCAUACAAGCAGAAACGAUCGUUCCAGGUCUAACAGCCCUAGACGGAAGGAACUUCCUAUAGGUCAGGUGACAAAUUCCAGUUCAUCACCCCAUAUAGCAAAGUCUUCGAAAAUUAGGGUUCCACCCCUUUCAAUACCUGCAGUGCGCCCUGCAGAUUCUCUUAGCUCAUUGAGUGGCCAUUCUGAUAUAUCCAGUCCAAUGCAAAUUAGUUCGUCUGGUCAGUUCUCGCCAGAUGUUGCUGUGCAUGAGAACUAUGAAUCCUCCGGUGGAAUGGAUAGUUCGAGAAGAAAAGAAAGCUCGGGCACUCACCGCCCCCUUUCUAUGGUUCUCGAGAAAUCAGAAACUCCAGAUCAGCUGCAUCGCCAUGAACCAACAGAAGAGGUUCCUUUAUUGAAAAUUGUAGAACAUGAUCAACAGCAACAAUCUGUCUCUGACUCAGUAACGACAGUGCCACCAGUGCCACCUGCCCGUAGAUACUCUCGCCAGAGUUCCGCAUCUAGUAUUGAAGCCGCUGACUGGAUGUCUGAAGAUGCUGGAACGUCAGAAGAAGGUCACAAGAAAAAGAGGAAGUCUAGUAAUCUGGAAGACGCCCUCACAGAAUUGGAAGCCAUUUAUAAGAGCUUGAAACUGGGUGAUGAGGAUCUUCUGGACCGUGCUGAAAGAAGAGAUCUGCCGGUUGCGCACCAGAAACUUGGCGGUGGUACGUCUGAGAUGGCCCAGCCAUUGUCAUCUUCUUGGGGUGCAUCACGUGGAGCAGAGUCCGACUCCGGAUACAAUUUUAGUUGGGGAUCAUCCUCUUUUGAAUCUGUUUUCGACGGCAGGGAUCCACCACAGAGGAAACGUGCUCCCUCUAUACGACGGUCAGGUAUUCCUGAUAAAGUAAUGGAUGACAUGGCAUAUCGUCGUCUUCAUCCAAAAGACCGGCCUGGUUCUCAAGAUAUCCGAAGCCUUGUGUCCCAAGCAGGUAGUUAUCUCGUUGCAUCUCCUGCCGCAGCUGCUGCUGUGAUAAAUCCGGGGGACCUGCCUCAGAAGCCUCUGUAUGCUUCAACAAGCCAAGAACCUGAUGUAACAUUAGAUGAUGUGGUGUUCAGAAACAUUCGUCACGUUAACAACACACUCAAAGUCCCAGAUCCACAACCACCGUUCGGAAUACCGCUUGGUCCCAUUACCCCUGCACCCAAUACUGACUAUCUCCAUGUAAUCCCCAUUGACAAUUAUCGUUCAAUGUUCAAACCCAGGCGGAUACCAGAUAUUGUGAAAGACGAUUUGGCUUAUCGUAAUUUAAGAAAAGACUCUCAGAAAGAACCUUCUUUUAAUUUGCGCAAGAUUGCUGCUGAUAUGAGCAGUAUUUUGAACAAAACAUUAACCCCUAGUUCUCAUUCGAAAAAUGACAAUUUCUCCAUGAGGAAAAGAAGAGCUGUGAGAUCUCUUUCGGCUAAUAUACACAGCCUUGUGAAGAGAGAGCCCUUCAUGCUUUCAUCCAGAGAUAAUGAACACGAUUUUGAAAAAGCUCAAAGUCUGUCGGAUCUCCCUGACGCUUUGCAGGUGGCACAGAGAAUUUUAGAAGGAAAGGAGGUAAUUGGCGGUGGUUCUGUUAAAGUUCGUAACCUAACAACAGGAUCAUGUAGUGAACGUUCUGUUGAUAAAGAUAUUUUACCAUUGACACAAGAAAGUCGCCGUUUGUGCCGUUCGCCAGGCAGUAGCUGGGCUGAGCGUGCCUCCCUCUCAGACUAUGGUGACAGAUCGUCUUUCUUCGCUAAUACAAGCACGGAAACACUUACCGACAGUAGGCCCAAUCUCCUGCAGCAGGAUCCAGGGUCAGAUAAAAGGCACAGCUGGCAGCAGAGACUCAGGGUGUUUAUUCCAUCAAGUACAGUCAGUGACAGUAAUGAAGAUAACUUUGUUCCGUGUGAUAUAACUUCCGCACAGAGACCACCACCCCCGCCAACUCCCGAAAGGAAUUCUAGUCUUUUAUUAUCAGAAUGCAAUAAAGCAGAUAUUCAUCAGAGACCACCACUUCCUCCUACCCCUGAAAGAAGUUCGUCGCGACGCCCGUCAUUAGAUCAGAAUAAAGUUAUGUCCACACUUACUCAGAUGUCACCAUCUGUAACACCUGACAGGGAAAGUCCUCGGCAACCACAAGACCACAGCCGAGCGUAUGCCUCUAAAACGGACGAAUCUGCGAUUCCGGCUUCUGUUCUUGAUAAACGUUCCGCUCGUAACUCGCUUGACUUGAGGUCUAGCAAAUCUUUAUCUCCAAUGGACUCGUCAUUGCCCAUCCCAGAGGCAGUUCCAGGAUCUCCUAUAAAUGAAAGACAACUUGAGGAGCUUCUAUCAGCUCUAGCUCGAGAAGCUAAAGCGACUAGUGAGAAACUGGAACGUGAACUCGAGGAACUACAGGGAAAUUCUCAGCAAGGGACCGACACUGCAGAACAACCAGUGCUAGAGAAAGAUCAUCAGUUGACUGAAGGACAAAGACCUGAGUGUCAAGUAGGGAAGAAACUCUCACAAACUGGUGAGGAGAAGUACGAACUCCAAGAACAGAAGUCGGUAAUACUACAAGGAGAAUGUAAAUUGGAAAACCAAAAGAUUGGAGAUCAGAAGUCACAGCCUCAGAUGGAAGUACAGCAAGAGCAGGAGAAACAGUCAAACCAGGAGUCACAAGAACGUGAGAGAGGACAGAUAAGUGAAGGCUCCAAACAGUAUGGAUCGGUCUCGAAAUCUCAGUGUACGGGGAAGAAAGAUAAUGUUUUGAGGGAAAUGGUUAAAGGAAGCGAUAAACCAUCUCCAUUGUGCCAUACGCAGGUUGAGAGUUCAAGUACGAUUACUCAGUCUACAGAGAAGCGCGUUACGAAAGAGAGUCUUCACAUAGAAGAAUCGCCGUGUGACAAGAAAUUCGAACAAACCCCGAGUAACUUAAGUGAAGAUACCGAUGCGGCAGGCAAAGAACAGAGGUCAGACAUUGUCCCUAACAUCGUUGACUCCGGCCGAGAUGCACAUCAUGAAGUGCCGCGUGGUAAUGCUGACACAUCGAAGGAAAACACAGGUCAUUGCGAUGAGACAGAUUCGUCGAAUAAUACUGCAAGCCGGUGUGAUGACUCUGAUGCCUCUUUCAAAACUGCGAGGGUGGAGUCAAGUAGCCCGUCACUGAAUCAUGACCACGAAGGGGACACAGGUGAAGUCACGGAGCCACAACAAAGAAGCACCGCAGCUAAUGAACCUGUAGAAACGAAUGCGAAUGCGCAGUUUUCAGAAUCUCUUGAAGAACAAAUUUCCAAAAGUGCCGAAACUCAGGACCUCAGUCUGUCAGCAUCUGAGCUCGAGUGCGGUGUUCAGUGCGCAAAGGUUGCCGCCGCCAGCGGUGAUGUUGAAGUUUCUAAUGAACUCGAUAAUUCAGCUGCAGAACGCCAGAUGUCGAAGAGUUGCGCAGAAGGUGAGACGUUAGGAGCAUCAGCAUCGCCUUCUGCAGCAGCAGCAGCCGGAUCAUCAGUAACAAGUGGCAGUGAUGGUGUGGCUGAUCGUUUGAGAGUUAUUGGCAUCAAAAUUGGGAGCGGAGACCGUAUUGUGCGUGUGGGGCAAUGCGACGACCAGGUCAAACUCCACUUCAGGACAGCACAUCAGCAGUCAGCGAGCAGUGGAUGUUGCACAGACAUGCAGAGUGACCGAAGGACGUCCACGUCGAAGGUCCUGGCCCUCGAUGGUAUAGCGACGUCCGCUUCGCUUGAUGGCGCCGUGGAAACACAGCGCCAACGUGCUGAGCGGAUGGCGCGGUACAAAGAGCAGCGUCGACAGCAGUUGGCGUCUCAGUAUGGUUCUCGAGACGAUGGUGGAAGCUUCCCCGUUACACCACAACGUCGUUUCAUUACGCGCAGCGCGACCUCAACACCUGUGAGGAAUGGAGAAGACAGAAGUGGCAGCGGCAGUAGCAGCAACUCUGAGCAGCCGUCACCAUCCAGUAUCCCGAGAGUACGCACAACUAGGGCUUCGCGGUUGCGGGCCGCAGUCACAGCUGCAGAAAAUAAUGCUCAAACUGGUAAGGAUACUUCCGUGGUUCCAACUCGAAAUGGCAAGAAUACAGGAACUGCUUCCCGUAGUGUUGUCGCCAAGGAAUGUGUUCUUCAGCCUCUUCUGCACUCUCUGAGUGCAAAAGACUUAAUUAAGGAUUCUUCAGGACUUUCUCCUAGAAAAGGCAAUAGUUUGUCCUUGGCACAGUCUCAGGGUGGCAAGGAUCUCAGGGAUUUGUCAGAAUCGUCACUUAAAUCAAGGGACGGUCGAGAUGCUACAAGAUUUUGUCUGACACGAUCUCAUAGCGGAAAGGAAAUACUUAGGGACCUAAGUCUGUCGCCCAGAUCUCAUAGUUCCAAGGACUCAGGGUCAAUUCUUUCUCGCUCUCAGAGUGGCAAGGAACUUGGUUCAUCUGCGCUUUCAGCUAGACAUCAGUCAGGGACAGAAAUAUCUGGAUCAUCACCACGACCUGUGAGUGGGAGAGAGCUUAAUGAUGGAGGGAGCCCUUUUCGUUCUCUCCUGGGUUCUGCCACGAGGGCUGGAGUGACCGACAGACUGACGUUGACUCCCAGCACUGGGACGACAGGAUCCUCAGAUAAGGAGCAGAGCCCAGCAGCGGUGUGUUCCUCUGAUGGCGUGGCCUCUUCCCCACGGCGGGAGAAGGAUAAGAGUUCGAAACGCAAGUCGAACCUCAACCGGUCCCUCACGGCCGAGGAGGUCAUCUGUAAUGACAGCGCGUUGCUGGGAGAAGACCGUAGCGUCGUUCGUCGACGGCGACGACGUGUGGAUUCACCGUACGAUGGCAGCGGCGUAUCCUUGCACAGUUUGGAUUCAGGGUUGAACCAGAAAGCAGCAUUAGAGCCUGUACACUCCACCAAGCCUCGUCAGCCUUCCCCUAUCAAGAUUUCAGCGAAAGUGGCGCCGGACUGUAACAGCCAGUUUCUUCGUCCAAGUGGCAGUGGUGCCCCCAACAUCUCGGGCGAUGAGCGGAAACAGUCUCCCCCAAGCCGAGCUAUCCUUCGGCUCACUGCCGUCUCUGGCACACAUUUCCUGCAGGCUAGGAGAGGUACCAGUCCUGGAACGCCGUCUAGCAAGGAAUCCAUGAGGCUUGAGAUGAGGAAGAGUCCCCCGCUACCUGUUGCUUUCCCCUCAAGAAGCAAGGCCGCGGGGAGGGAGGAGACGCCACCACCAUCAAAGCUGAAAUCGAACGCUUCCCUGAGUGUAUACAGUGGUAGCAGUGGUGUUCUGCCAGAGGCAAGAUCGGACAAAGUGUCUCAGAAAGUAGAUAGAUUGAUGGCCCUCACAAGAGAGACAGUGGCGCGUCUUGACAAACUGACUUUCAGUUCCCCAGCUUCUUCGAAAGCUUGUGAUGGUAUGGACAGUACAGGCACCAGCUCAGUCCAAACAUCUAUAGAAACUUCUCAGCAUGAAAGUGGCCUUGUAGAAUGUUUAUCCAUUCAUAAGACUGUCAACAAGAGUGAUAUUUACCAUAGUACGGAUUUGACAGUGAAAAAGACACACAGCCCAAGUACUGGGGUCGAUAGUUUCAAUCUGUUAGACAGCCUGCACUCUCCAGUUAAUGUAGAUUCCUCAGAUUUGUCUCCACUGGAUAAUGGUUCUGGUGAAAUUUGUGCUAGACCAUGGGUUGGUUCUCCAAGCAAGCAGCCAUCAUCAAUAUUAAAAAAGAAAUCCAUUGAUGAGCCGUACCCACUGCCAGUUUCAUCAAGUGCUCCACAGCAGAUGCCAGUUUCGAUUCUAAAACGUAAGACAUCGCAGGAUGAAGCUGGAUCUGUCAGUGGAGGGAGCUCGGCAUAUCCUCCUCCAGUAACAUUCUCGCCAUCUGUUCUUGAGCAGACAGGAAGUAAUGGUAAACGACAGGGUAUCUUAAAGAAGAGAAGCAGUCUUGAUGAGUCGGAAGUGCUGCGGAGAAGAAGUUGUUCCCCAGAUGUGGCAGGAUUGGAUCCUGACUCUUUGUCAGAAUUUCGUCCUAUCCUAAAGAAUCAACGUAGGUCAUCUAUGCAGGAGUUAGUUCGCAGAACCCAGUCACCCGACCCCCAUCCACAGUCAAUUUUGAAAAGAAGAGCAAGUCCUGAUGAUGAGGUUGAGGAGCGAACAUCCUGCUCGCCUGAACCUCAGGGAAUUCUAAAACGAAAAUCUGCUACAAGCAGCAACAGCAGUAGUAGCAGCACAUCACCCCAUGUCUCUAUAGCUGCUUCUGUUAUCAUGAAUGUAGCAGCAGGAAUGGACCCAAUACCUGAUAUGUUACAGCUCGACGGUUCUACGGAACACGUUCGUCCUAUACUAAAGAAGAAAAGCAGCUCUGAAGAUAAUACCACAGCUGAUUCGUCUUCAACUGAAGCACCGAAGCCAAUACUGAAAAAAAAAACUAGUAUUGAAGUUGAUGAUCUCGAGGAAAGACCUAUGAAACCAAUACUGAAGUCCUCAAGAAAAUCGUUGCAAGAAGAGCAGACGGGUCGGGAAGCUUCAUCAAUGGAUUCUCCUGUGAGGUGUCUCAUCCUGAGGAGUCGCAGUGCUGGAGGCUCUGACUCAGCAUCUGGUUCUGACUGUGAAGUAGUGAGACCCAUUCUGAAGCAACCUGGCAGUGAUAGAUCAUCACGGGAGAGGUCUGUAUCUCCCCGACAUAGAUUGUCAUUCUCUGAUGAUUCGGAACAGCAUGUAGUUAGAGUUGAAAAGCGUGAUUCUGUGGGGUCUGGGAUAGGAAGCAGCGAAUCCAGAAAUGGUAGUCCUAGUAGGGAAGGAGUAAUCCAUAGGAGGAGGCUGAAACAGUCGUCUGUACCUAAAACAAAUCCUCCUUCAUCCAUUGACAAUGAACUGAGUGCCAUCUUAAGUAAAAGGCGAUCAUUUGAAGUUCCAGCAGAAGUGGAUUCAGAAUCCCUUCAUCAGAGACGGUCACCAGUUGUGAUGGAGAUAAUACAUGGCCAGCCACGCCCAGUAUCUGUGGCUGAGCGAGUUCUGACUAUGGAGAACUUCUUGUCACAGGAGAUUGGCAGUGCUAGACAGACUGGUGCGGUACCCAAGAAACCCGGUUCACAGAGAGCUUCCAGAGACAGGGAGAGAUUUCAUACUCAGCCUAUCACUCUCCAUGAGCUCAAUGCAUCAGCAAGGCUAGAAUCUGUGCGCGCCUUCCAGAAUGGACUUCGCAACAAGAAGCCGUCACCAGAUAACGGAGACGAACAGACUCAGAGCGCCGUCGAUGUGUGUGUAGACGUUGCUGCAGACAACUCAACGAGUGAACCGCAUACUUCUCCAGACGUAGACAGGGACAGACAUCCGAUCUGGGUAGUGCGCGACAGAGAUGAGUGUGGUGAUUGUGUAAGCAUUACGUCUCUUCCUCCGUCACCGAAGGCGAAUCAGAAUUCACCUCGUAAGUCAUUGUCUCCUGAUUUGAUCAUGAGUAAGGAAGCUGCAAGUCGCCGAGCUGAGCAGGACGCGAGGGAAACCGGCCGUGUUGAGGAUUCAGAUGGUCUCCUUGAGUUGCGAAAGAGCAACAGCGUCGUGGCUAGGGUGUCAAUGUUUGCACAGUUGGAAGAAGACAUGAAGAAGGCUGCUAAAGAAGCGAAAGCUACGAAGUUACCCAAGGGGACGUCGAAUAGGUAUGCGGCGCGCCGUGAGCACGUGUCACAGUCCUUCACCAGGUUCGCCACCCAGCCCGUCACUGUGGAUGAAGUCCAAGAGGCUGUGAGAAGUGCCAUCAGUCGUGACGUCAGCACCACUGUGACAGAAAGAAAACAGAAGCCUGACGGCGAUGACGAGGAAGAACCGUCCCAGUUGAGUUUGGCGGAUCGAGUCAGGUUGUUCAACCAGAAGAUCCGGGAUGAUGCGAAAGCGCCUGUUGUGAAGGAGCCGGCGCCAACUAGGAAGCGGUUGACGCAGACGGCGCGCUUCAAGACGCAGCCCGUCACCACGGAAGAAGUGGAGACUGCUGCCCGGAGGAUCUCGCCUCUGGCCGCCAGCCUUGCAAAACCUCCUGAUCCGGAAGUAUUAGGUGGAAUAUCAGUGAGAGCUGCUCAAGAGAAAAUGUAUGAACACGCGUCUGCCAUACUGGCAAAGUCUAGCUCAGCAUCUUGGCUGUUUCGUGAAAGGCAUCUGGGUGUUGACAGCAGAGCUCACAUCAGUGGACAAGCAGAUACUGAUGUGAAACCAAAAGGAAUCCUGAAGAAUGCCAGAGACUCUGAGUCCCAUGCCAGAUCAUCAUCUCAGACUGAAGUGGCUGCUUCAUCAGAUGCAGAGGCUGAAUCAGAAAGUGAAGUAAGAGGUAUUUUGAAAACUAGUGGUACACCAGUUGCGUCAGGUGCAGGGACACCCGAACUGGAAAGCUUCCGUCAUUUAAAGAGUGUUCUUAAGAAGGAAACAGCAAGUGAAAUUCAUGAAAACCAAGCCAAUGAAGAUCCUAUGGUUUCAGCUACUAAUGAGGAUCUCCAUUCAAUCCUCAAGCCUGAAUCAUCAGAGUGGGAUGAGUCUUCAUCUCAUAGCUCAGAUUCAUCUGAAAGCAAUGUGCCAUCUCGUCCUCACUCAGUUCCUGCCAGAAACACUCUUGACCUUGUUAGUAUUCUCCAUGGGGUUGAAGCUAAUGCACGGAAGCAACGUCAGGCCUUAACAGGAUCUCCAAACAACAGACCUCUAUGUCCCAGUAGUAAUGAUGAAAAGAUUUUGAAUCUUAGAAACUUGAGAAAUGAGAAGGAGAAUCAUCAGGGAGGUAAGGAAACUACACCUCCUGAAAAUAGGAAUGUGGAUGGUAGUUACAGCCCUUUGAAGAGGGACAUGGGCAUUGAAGAUCGUGUUAAGAAGCAGACAGAACUUGCUUUGGACAACAAGACACUUGUCAACCAGAGAAAGCUGCAGUCCAAACUGUUAAUGGAGGAUUUGAACAUGAUAGGGUUUCAGGCACAGUAUGAACAAAAGGACAGGAGGAAUCAGACCUUUAGCACCUCAAAAGUUGUAGAGUCCCGCAUUAUUGAUCAUAAAUCUCUUGUCAACCAGAAAAAGUUGGAAUCAAAGAAACAUGUGGAUGAGUUGAUCAGUAGCAGGAAGAAUGUGGUGGAGCAUUCCCAGCUCAAGAAAACGCACCUAACUCCAGAAGAGGAGGAGGCUGCUCAUUACGAGAGACAGUUGCACCGCCAAAUAGAGGAACUGCAGCGUUUGUCUGCGUCACCCACACCGCCAACAUCAGAUGGUGAAACAUCGUCUUCAGGAGGACGCGAGGUUCGCCGCAUCAUUCGAAAUGAAGCAGUGGCCCGGAGGAGACAAGCAGCAUUGGCUAAGCAACACCGACAAGUGAAGAGUAUCAGGUCAGAUGCUGCACCAAACCAACAGCAACUGUCACUUCAGAAGAGUGUGAGCCAACCGUCUGUACCUGCGGUUGUGUCGGCUAUCGACGAGAGCCAUCUGACAUCCAGAAGGUACCUGCACCCCUCCACAGCGGCGUCGGGUGAGGAGGAAGGUUUUGUGAGAGGUGGGAUACAUCGUAGCGCAACACAGCCUCUCACCGAACAAGAAUUUCGCGACGUUGAUGGAAAAGAAGUAAUGAGCGGUGCCAGUAUUGCAGAGAGAUUAGCUGCACUUCAGAAGAGUGGUCAUACAGACUGGAAAAAGCGUGUGUUAAAGCUGAACCCAGAAGAUGACCUUACGGUCAUCUGUAGCACAGCUGAAAUCAACCAUCAUCAUAUCAACCAUGAAAUACAAAUCACCGCAGACGAUAAGACACUGCGCGUAACAGAAGAAUUAGCAACGGGCAGCGGGAGUAUCUUAGCGGAUCGGCUCGGCAAAUUAGACGCCGCCACGCAAGGAUGGAAGAAACGCGUGGGCCCAACCGAUGCCGUCCAGUUUUCCGUGGCCGGCCGGAUGAUGAUGGAGCAUGCGGGGAGUCCACCGCUGACAUGCGCCGGCGACGUAACGUUGACACCAACAGUGCCUUCUUCACCGCCGUCGCAGCUCCUGGGACACGCGUCCGCAGAGAGGAAACGGAGGACGCCCCGAGCGGAAAGGUUCAGAAGUAAAGCCACAUUGUACAAGGAAGUAUCAUCAACUCCAACAUCUCCUCAAAAAGAGACACUUAUUCCUUUCAAGCGCAGCAUAUCUGCACCGGGAGGGGAAGAUGAUGCAGAUUUGUCAGUUGAUCGGGAUGAUUCACUGUGUGGCUCCAAGGUGACUGUCCCCCGGUUGGAUGAUGAGACGUUCACGUCAUUCUUCAGCAGCAGUAUCUCAUUAACAUCGAAGUCUGAGGGCCCAGAACGGCUGGAUGUCUGUGAUGAAGACUUGGACCAGGUUGUCAGCCAUUCCAGAAAAUUGUUGGUACAGAAGCGCACUGUCAGAGUACACCGUAAGGCCAUGUCAUCCCGCAAUCCCAUUAAGGCAUUGGCAGCCCGUACAGACUUGCAGGAUGAGUAUAUUGAAUCAUGGACAGGAGUCGCAGAGAAGGAGCUGAAGAGGCUGAAGGUUGAGAAGUUGGCAAAGAACUCGCCUCUUGCUCUAGAGGCUUUAGCUGGCCUGGCGAGCACAGAGGACUUCACGGCUGUCUCACUUAAGAAAGCCGCUUCACCAUCAAAUGGUAACAUGUUGCCAUACAAGGAUUUGAUGCUGUUGCAAGUGAAGGGACGCCGACAUGUUCAGACAAGAUUGGUUGAGCCAGUAGCAAGCAGUAUUAAUAGUGGGGACAAUUAUGUGCUUGUCACUCCUACAGAGGUGUAUAACUAUGUUGGUCGAUAUUCCAAUGUAAUUGAACGUUCACGAGGUGCUGAAGUGGCCAUGAACGUUCACCAGAGGAGGGAUCUGGGUUGUAUAAACUCUGAACAGGUGAUCACUAUCUUGGAGGAGAAAGUGACUUGUUCCAGCUCUCAGGUUGAAAAAUUCUGGGAGCUCCUAGGCGGAACUGGUCCAGCCUCAGGGGCAGGUCAUCCUGAUGAAGAUGAGUUGUUUGAAUCGGCCAUCAUCACCACGAACAUGGUAUAUGAGGUCCAAGACAGUGAACUUGUUCCAAUAAUGGAAUAUUGGGGAGCCAUUCCCAAAAUAGAGAUGCUGGACCCCAGUAAGAUCCUGGUGUUUGACUUUGGCUCAGAGUUAUAUGUGUGGAAUGGUAAGAAUGCGCCUCUGGACAGACGUCGAGUGGCAGUGGGCCUGGCCCGGGAGCUCUGGAAUGAGGGUUAUGACUAUUCAGAAUGCGAUGUGUGUCCUCUCACUGCUGUGUCUAUACUGGGAAGGUGUGAUGUGACUGAAGUCAGCAACAAAGCAACAACCCGUCCAGACUGGGCACUUCUUGCCAAGGUGACCCAGCACAUGGAGACAGUUCUUUUUAGGGAGAAGUUCCUCGACUGGCCUGACUUCUCACGUGUAAUCAGAACCAAGAAUGGAGAGGAUGAGGAGAAACAUGUGGAUGCUAGCAUUGAUAUUAAGCCAUGUGAAGUACAACUCAUGUUGGAACCCAACUCUACUGAUCCAGACCUAGAAUUGGAAGGAAGUCAUGUUGGACGUGGCUCCCACUAUUAUGAUGCUGAGACUCAUCGUCAUUAUGAAGUCACAACACUCGGUGUUUCUGUUUGGCACAUUGUUGAGUAUGAGCACACACAGCUCCCAGCGUCAUCUGUAGGACAGUUUCACAAGGGAGACAGCUAUGUGGUGCGCUGGCUUUAUACCAUCACUGUCACAGGACGAGAGUUGAGUGGACAACCAUCACGUCACUCAGUGUUGGGCCGAGACCGGUGUGCUUACUUCUGCUGGCAGGGUGAGGAAGCUUCGCUGAAUGAGCAGGGUGCAGCUGCCCUCUUGACAGUGGAGCUGGACCGGGAGAGAGGCCCCCAGGUGCGAGUGGUUCAGGGCAUGGAGCCCCCAGCAUUCCUUGCUCUGUUUAAGGGGCGUAUGGUUGUACAUUCAGGCAGGAGAGAAGAAGAUGGGGAAACUCAACAGACUUAUGGCACUUGGCGAUUGUACAUAAGCCGAGGGGAGCUGCUGCAGGAAGGCGUCCUUGUCGAGGUGCCCUGUUCUGUCCGCCAGCUGCGAAGCAGAGCAUCAUUAGUGCUGCUGAAUGCUGCCAUGGGUGCCAUAUUUGUUUGGCAUGGCGCAAAGUCGCAGCCCCACUCUUGCAAGAUUGCAUUGUCAGCAGCACAGCAACUUGCGGCAGACAGGCCAACAGAAAUUGGGUUUGCUCCAGAUGUUGAGAUCGAUAUUCAAGAACUCCAUGAGGGAAAGGAGUGCAGCAAGUUCUUCCGAGCACUUGGUGGAGCUAACAGGCACUUGUAUGUUUCUCUACUGGACAAUCCAAAGUCAUUCAACAGAACUCCACGUCUGUUUCAUCUGAGCAGUGUGUCAGGCACGUUCUGCUGCAGUGAGGCCCUGGGUCCAUAUCGCAGCUUGGAAACCAUUACAUCUUUCCCAUUCCUUCAGUCAGAUUUAUAUUCUUCUAGUCAGCCAGCCCUGUUCCUGAUGGAUAACAACGCAGGAAAUGAAUUGUGGCUCUGGCAAGGCUGGUGGCCUGAUCAUAAGGGGGAGGAGACUGAAGGGAGUGAUGCACGUGGUUCAGGUGCGGUGCGAUGGCAAGCUGAACGGCGUGCUGCUAUGCAGACUGCAUUGGACUAUUGGCAUUCACAACGUGAGACCAAGGAGUCUCCAGCUGCUUACUUGGUGUGGGCAGGAUUGGAGCCUCUGCAGUUUACCAACCUGUUUCCUAUCUGGACAGACAGAGAUGACAUAGCAGAGCUCAAUAUAAGGGACGGACGGAAACCUGGCGAAAUUCUUAAAGUCGAGGAGGAACUGGCUAGACUGACUUGUUCAACAUAUCCUGUGGCACAGCUGCUGCAGAGACCUCUACCUGAUGGAGUGGAUCCUACUCGUCUGGAAGUGUAUCUUGACCCACAGCAUUUUCAGGAAGUGCUUGGCAUGUCUAAAGAAGAAUUCUUGGAGCUGCCUACAUGGAAACAAACUAACAUCAAGAAGGCAGUAGGCCUUUUUUGAUUACUGGCCUACAGGCUUAUGAAGAGGGGCAUGACAAACCUUUCACAAAGCGUUUAUCUUUCCAUGUUCAUGAUGGAUAAGCCAUGUACUUCAUGGGAAUCAUGUAGAAAAGUAUUCCUUUCAUUCACCAUGCAAAUGACAACCAGAGAGCUUAAUUUUAUUACAUGAAUUUUGAUACGUACAUAUACAAAUAAGAAUUGAAAGUAUGCAUUUCAUGUAGGUGUAGACAAUUCUGAACCUUAAAAUGCUUGUAUGUCUUACUGUUCACUGAAUGUGCCCAUUUUAAUUAACAUUCUCAUAAAAAUUGGCUGUGGGUGAAAUUUUAGUGGGAGAAUAUGUGCAGUGUCUGAAGUAUUUGUUUUCAUGUUUUCUGACACACUCGUCUUUUUUAAGAUUUCGGUAUUCACAUUGUGCUUGGAAUAUGAUGGCCUCUUAUUGAUGUCCAACACAGUGGUCUGAAUCAAAAUCGGUUAACCUAUUUUCCACGGCUUUGCUCAAUGACACAGAUGACUCGCUCAGAGUUGUACUGGCCGUGCAAUAACGCAUGCUAAUUUUAUUUUGUUAUUCAGUGAUCUGAGACUGAUAAAAUUCAUUCUCCUAAUAUGAAUCUGGGGUAGUCAGAUUGUCUUAUAUCGAGUUUUGUGCACAGUAAUUGGAAGCUGGGUGGAGUAGUGCACAUGUUCAGUUUGUUCCUAUUCAGAUGUGUGAAGCACAGGGAAAGCUAUGGUGUAAUUUACAGUGUAUAAUAAUAUGUGGAUAUCAUAGUACUCUGUCUACUGACUGAUAAGUAAACCAGCAGUGGUAUGGUGGAAACACGUUGCUGAUAAUGUAUGUUUAUGCGUGUGUGAAAGAGGCAGUGGAGACCUUAUGUCACAUAACUAAGUUCUGGUGUUUAACCCUUUGAAGCACAGAUUUCUUCUAAAUAUUUAACAAUUCAGUUCCUACUCCACAUGAAACACACUGUGUGUCCACUGCAAAGACCAACCAGUUAAGGUUGUUCGGGGAAACAGUUUUCUACUAUGAGAGUUUAUAGGAAAAACAUACAGACCCUAUUCAGAAUACAUAAAUUUUUAAUAUUAAAGCAGGUCGUAUGUGUAGUAACCACUGUGCUUUAAAGGGUUAAGGCUGAGUGUUAGACCUGUGCCUUUCACACAGAAUUAUGGUAUUUAUCUAGUAAAAAUCAAACACAUUGACAGGAACCAACUGAUGUUGGUAGCUGUAAAUCUUCUAGUCCCUUGACGUGACUUAAACAAUGUUGUGUUCCAGUUACAUUAACUAUGUGUAAAAAUAUCAGUUUUGAGAAGUGUGAUUACCGCCAGCGUUGCCUUACGAAAAUAUGCUUCCUUUUGCUAUACUUCCUGACUUUUUAAGUAUUUUGUGUAUAUAAUGACCUAUUUGUAUGAUAAGCGGGUUUAGUUGACAAGCAAGUAUAUAUUUGAAAAAAUAUUGAUGCCAAAUUGUAACUUACUUUCCUUGUAUAUUAAUAUUUUCAGAAUAUACGGGACAGAGAACCACUUUUAAAGCCUUACCAGAUGUACAUUUUCAAUGUGGCCUGGCUGUUUCAACAGGCAAUGAAUACUUCACCUCUUAAACAUUACUGAACUCUUAACUAAGGGCAUGGUGACUUAAAGGUAAGGAGAUGCUGCUGGCACAGACCGCUGCUCUCCAGUUUAAAAAUCAUGUCACUACUAUAUCAUGAAGCUGUGAAUAUUAACAAGUGUAGAUAUUGUGGCAGAAUUGUAUAUCACUCUUUCUUAUUUUUUGUACAUAACGUUUCCAUUUGUAUAACUAAAAUAAUUAAGUUAUGCUUAAUAAGUUAAUAAAAUUAAAAUGUAAUUUUCA
Cryptotermes secundus is the source of this 19352-nucleotide messenger RNA. RefSeq lists its product as uncharacterized. Gene Ontology annotation, molecular function: phosphatidylinositol-4,5-bisphosphate binding; actin filament binding. Lineage: Eukaryota; Metazoa; Arthropoda; Insecta; Blattodea; Kalotermitidae. Bases 2121 to 17510 code for a protein of 5129 amino acids. Gene Ontology annotation, biological process: barbed-end actin filament capping; cytoskeleton organization; actin polymerization or depolymerization. The record is from RefSeq and is a predicted model, not a curated record. Gene Ontology annotation, cellular component: cytoplasm; actin cytoskeleton. The transcript is spliced from 30 exons.